This is a messenger RNA of Trypanosoma grayi, 1737 nucleotides long. Its product is annotated as ATP-dependent zinc metallopeptidase. Gene Ontology annotation, cellular component: m-AAA complex. Gene Ontology annotation, biological process: protein-containing complex assembly; mitochondrial protein processing. The transcript has a single exon. The record is from RefSeq and is a predicted model, not a curated record. NCBI's taxonomy places the organism in Eukaryota, Euglenozoa, Kinetoplastea, Trypanosomatida, Trypanosomatidae. The coding region runs from base 1 to 1737 and encodes 578 amino acids. Gene Ontology annotation, molecular function: ATP binding; ATP hydrolysis activity; ATP-dependent peptidase activity.
AUGGACCCUUUAUCGCGCGAAGAGGCGGCUCCCAGGUCCACUUCGUUCUAUCGUGGGUUCUACGAUGCACAACAGCGGCGGCCAAUCAAGAAUGUUGAGCCUACACUCGGCCAGGCGGUCGGCGGUGCCAUUUUCACGGCACUUCCGUUCGCUGCCAUCUACUUUUUAUUAAUGCGGCGACGGGCUCGAAUAGCAGCGGCGACAGCCGCACCCGGCGCAAAGCCGACCGGUUUCAUGUCCAACGUGAUGGAGAUGAUGCAGAAACAGAUGAACCCCUUGGGGGACAAGAAUUUUCGUGUCGAGGUGAAGGACACAAGGUUCAAGGACGUGAUAGGCGUCCCCGAGGCAUUGGAGGGGGUGCAGCAGUACGUCAACUUCCUCAAGACACCCGAGCUCUUUACGCGGCUCGGCGGCAGGCUGCCGAAAGGCUGCAUCCUCACUGGCCAGCCGGGGACAGGCAAAACACUACUUGCUAAAGCAGUCGCGGGGGAGGCAGACGUGCCGUUCUUUACGUGCAGCGGAGCAGACUUCAUUGAGGUCUACGCCGGCUCAGGCCCGAAGCGUGUGCGGGAGCUGUUCGCAGCCGCCAAGAAGGAGGCCCCAUCUGUCAUAUUUGUUGACGAAAUCGACGCUGUUGGUUCGCGCAGCAAUGGGCAGGGUGCGCUGGGUUUGAGCUCAGAAGAGAACCGUACCGUCAACCAGCUUCUGGCAGAGCUCGACGGCCUGCAGGCGAAUGAGGCAGUCGUCGUGUUUGCCGCAACCAACUUCAUUGAAAAUCUCGACAAGGCUCUCCUCCGCGAGGGCCGCUUUGACCGCAAGGUGGAAGUGCCGAUGCCGGAUCUACAGGCGCGCGAAGACCUCUUCGCGUUUUACCUCAAGCGCGUCGUCACGUCUGAUCCAGAGGUGAAGGCGCGGCGCAUGGCGAGCCUCACACCCGGCGUCUCGCCGGCCACCAUAUCGGCGAUAGUAAACGAGGCAGCCCUCGCAGCGGCGGUGGAGGGUGACGAUGAGGUAACGGAGCGAAGACUGCUUCCAGCCAUUGACGACGUUCUUGUUGGUAAAAAGCAUCGCAGCCGCAUGUCGGAAGCGGUGGCACACCGCGUGGCACUCCACGAGAGUGGACAUGCUCUCAUCGCGUGGCUUCUACCACAGCAGUCAGACGUCAUCAAAGUGUCGAUCACCCCGCGCGGCCCCGCAGCGGGGUUUACACAGCAGCUCGGCAAAGAGGUGUUCGACAUGCCCACCGAUGUCUCACUCUUCACGGAUCUCUGUGUCAUGCUUGCUGGCCGCCUCGCAGAGGCCACGAGAUAUGCGGAGCUCACGACUGGUGCACAAGAUGAUUACCAGCGCGCCACUGAAACGUCGAUACGUGAGUUUUUGUCGUUUGGCAUGUCGCACCGUGUUGGUCUGCUUGCAUUUGAGCCGCAGCGGCUGGGUGAAGGACGGAUGUAUCAGAGGCACUCAGAGCAAAUACAGGCAGUUGCCGAGACGGAGGCAGCGCGGCUGGUGGACACUGCCCAUCACUUCACACAGGCACUGAUCCUGAAACACAAGGAGACGUUGUAUCGACUUGCCGAUACACUCUUCACCAAGAAGGAGUUGUUAAGGGAGGAUUUGGAGGCAUUGCUGGGUCCACGGAGCGCCGCAACCUUGUCAGCAGAGGCGGAGAAGGCACUUGCAGCCUUUGUGCAGAAGUCUGAGGAGUAUAGGGUAAAGCAGCGAGACGCUGUCUGUUGA